This is a messenger RNA of Annulohypoxylon maeteangense, 5606 nucleotides long. RefSeq names its product P-loop containing nucleoside triphosphate hydrolase protein. Bases 291 to 5336 code for a protein of 1681 amino acids. Gene Ontology annotation, molecular function: ATP binding; ATP hydrolysis activity; ABC-type peptide transporter activity. The record is from RefSeq and is a predicted model, not a curated record. The transcript is spliced from 2 exons. Gene Ontology annotation, biological process: transmembrane transport. NCBI's taxonomy places the organism in Eukaryota, Fungi, Ascomycota, Sordariomycetes, Xylariales, Hypoxylaceae. Gene Ontology annotation, cellular component: fungal-type vacuole; fungal-type vacuole membrane.
CUCUCUCUCUCCACCCCCCAGAUAUUCCCGAGUUUGCACCUAGUUAGUUAUCUUCUUCACCUCCUUCUAAUUAUUUUCCCUUCUUCUCAUAACAGAUACUCUCCUAGGUUUGCUAGUCUUUACCUUAUACAAAAAAGUCUCAGGUCGCUGCGAGGAGUAGCACCGAGCAUCGUCUUCAAUUUUCUAUCAAUUGACUACAGAUAUCGGUCUAAGAUUUCUUCAGUCUGGUGAUAUCAUCAAAACGACUACCACCACUCUCGCGAGUGGGGCUGGGGAGAAGAAGAAGAAAUAUGAGCUUUGCCUCGUGUUCAUGGCCGAUAUGGCGGACUGAUGACUUCACCACCUGUUUUCAAUCCGAUUAUCUGCAGAUCCUUUUCCCGCUUGCUUUAAUAUCUCUAUCGCUACUUCAUCUUCUCCUUCAGACUAUCUACCGGAAUGUUAGGUUAAAACGCACCGACGGCUACGAUCAAAUACCCGAUCAUCGAGAUCACACAGAAGUACCGCCGGAAGAGGAGGAUUGCAUAAGCACCGACGACGAUGAAGGAUUAUCUAUCAAUCCGAGCGGCGGCGGCCGCCUUGCGCUUAUCAAAACCACUUCUAAGGGCUCCAUCGUCCAGGCCGACACCCCACCUGCUCAGGACUUAUUAGUUGUGGUUGAGGAGGUUGCGAUAUGCGGAUUAAUAGCUGUUAACGUUGUUGCCCUUGUCACCGAUACUUACAAUGGACACGGACAACUUGCAGCGAUUGUCGGCUUGGUUUCUUGGAUCUACGUCCUUAUCCUCGCAACGCUUCGACUGUUUCUGGGAAACACCAAAUGGCGAAUCCCGCGACUUUGGAAUCAUACCGCUUCUAUAUAUGGCUUCCAGUGGCUUUUUACUCUUAUCGUGUUUCGAUCCGUCCUCGUCCAUGCCAGCUCUAGACUUGCGCAAAUCCUGAUCAUUGUCGAAUUUUGUCUAACGACACUCCUGUUUGGGAUAGCUCUAAACACUAGAAAGGGCAAUAAGACUGUUGUUAUGGAAUGGGAAGGGAAGAUUGAACCGUCGCGUGAACCUUUGGCUUCGGUUCUCUCCCUGCUAACUUUCUCCUGGAUCGACCCUAUGCUCUGGCAAGGUUACAAAGAACCCCUCGAGAUUAAGCAUGUGUGGAACCUCCUGCCGCGCGAUAAGGCAGCGACGGUGCUGGCAAAUUAUCGCCAGGUCAAGAAAACGACGUCUCUGGCCUUGCACCUGACUAAAUAUUUCAAAGGCCUGCUCGUUAUCCAGUGUGUCUGGGCUACCAUGGGUGGUCUUCUCACUUUUGCCCCGACACUUCUUCUCAAGGCUAUCCUUGAAUACGUAGAGAUGCCGGCUAAUGCCCCGAGGAAUGUGUUAUGGCUCUAUGUUAUCCUGCUUCCCCUUGCUGAUCUUGUUCGUUCUAUUGCUGAUGGCCAGGCCUUGUGGAUUGGCCGGAAGAUUUGCAUUCAAAUCCGUUCCAUUAUUAUUGGCGAAAUCUAUGCUAAAGCUUUGCGGCGCAAGGCAGCAAGUGGGCAAGACACCGUCCUUGGGAAUACAGACGCUGCGAAAGAGACGAAGCUCGAUAAACUGAAGAGAUUCUUUAGGUUAAAGAAGAAAACAGACAAGGCAGCUGGUGUCCAGAAUGGUAAUGCCGCCAAGGAGGACGCAUCCAAAGGUGCUGAUGAGCAAGCAAACUUGGGGACAAUUAUUAACCUGAUGUCGGUCGACAGUUUCAAAAUUUCCGAGUGCACUUCAUACUUGCAUUUUCUACUAGCGGCCGCUCCCUCGCAGCUAUUCGUAUCCAUUGCUCUACUUUACCAAGUGAUGGGUCUCAGUGCUAUCCCGGGUCUUAUCGUCAUGGUUUUCCUCUUGCCGAUUAAUAUCCUAUUAGCUAAAGGUUUUAAUUACACACAGCGUAAGAUCAUGGCUGCUACGGACAAACGCAUCCACACCACAAACGAGAUUCUUCAGAGCAUUCGGAUUAUCAAGUAUUUUGCCUGGGAGAAGCGUUUCAGUGAUAUUGUUGACGAGAAGAGGCGUACCGAGCUGAGCGCGCUGCGAAACCGUUAUAUGAUAUGGGCGCUCGCUGUUGCUAUUUGGAACACGGUGCCAGUUCUCAUUACGUUUUUCUCUUUCUUGGUCUACACCAAGGUAGAGCAUAAGCCUUUAUACCCAUCCGUCGCAUUCACCGCCAUUUCUCUCUUUAUGCUUUUGAGAGUACCCCUGGAUCAACUCGGAGACAUGAUUGCUCAUAUUCAAGAGGCGAAGGUUUCGGUUGAUCGAGUCGAAGAGUUCUUAAACGAGGAUGAAACCGAGAAGUAUGAGCAGUUAGGUUCUGACAACAAGGACGAAUAUGGCAACAAGGUCAUCGGUUUCAGGGACGCGACGUUUAUCUGGGGCGGUAAAGACGCGAUCGCCGCCGAUGGAUCAAUGGCCUUCCGCCUCAUCGAUUUGAGCGUGGAAUUCAUGAUUGGCAAACUCAACAUUAUCGCUGGCCCUACAGGAUCCGGAAAGACCUCAAUGCUGAUGGCCCUGCUUGGUGAAAUGACCAUGACCAAGGGCAAAGUUUACCUACCUGGCGGUCGUAGUCGUGAGGACGUCCGACCAGAUCCCGCUUCAGGUCUGACCGAAACUUGUGCCUAUGUUGCCCAGUCCGCAUGGUUAGUCAACGCAAACAUUCGAGACAACAUCUUGUUUUCCGCAACAUAUGAUGAGAAACGGUACAAAGAUGUCCUAGUAGCCUGUGCCUUAGAGCGAGAUCUCGAAAUUCUAGACAACGGCGAUGAGACCUUGGUUGGAGAAAAUGGUAUCACUCUAUCUGGUGGACAAAAGCAACGUAUAUCCCUAGCACGAGCCGUAUAUUCGAAUUCCCGACACGUCUUGAUGGAUGAUUGUUUGAGCGCCGUUGACUCGCAUACCGCUAAAUGGAUUUUCACCAAGUGUAUCAAAGGGGAGUUGAUGAAGAACCGCACCUGCAUUCUGAUUACGCAUAACACAACACUCUGCGCGCCUUUAUCUGAGUAUGUUGUCUUACUCGACAACGGAAAGGUAGAUGCACAGGGAACAGCAGAAGAAGUGAUCGCCUCCGGUAAACUGGGCGAAGAGAUUCGAACUAAAUCCCGACCUGGCUCAUCUGAUAUUUCGCGCGUUCCAUCUCGAGUACCAUCAAGCGUCGGCGACGAGAGUGACCAGACCCUUAUUGAUCAUAACGCGAAUGGCACGAACGGUACGACGAGCGCGAAUUCCAGUAAUAAGCAAGAGAAACCGCAGCGAACUCCCCCGCAAGAAACCAAAGCCACGGGUGCUGUUAAGUGGCCCGUCAUCAGCCUCUACCUUCGAGCUAUGGGCGCCUGGUGGUUUUGGGUCGUGGCUCUGGUUGUAUUUGGCGGUCAACAGCUCAGCACAGUCGCCUCGAAUCUUUGGAUUAAAGAAUGGGCCAACCAGUACACAUUGGGUCGCGAAAGCAUAUCUAUGUCCAGAACGGAGCUCAGCAUAUCCUCCCAGUUGGCCUAUAGCUCUUGGUUAUCUUCGGCUAAUUUUGCGUCGGUCACAAGCUCUAUCAAAAACAUGUCUUUUAUCAAACCCGCAGACUAUUCAGCUUCUGAUGUACCGGAAGUCAACGUAGACUAUUAUCUCACCGUUCUUGCGUUAAUAGGAUUUGCGGGUGCGGCGAUGGCUCUAACUCGUGAUCUCUGGCUAUUCUUUGGGUCUCUCACAGCAUCUUGGAAACUUCACAACAGACUUAUGUCUGCUGUGGCUAGGGCAAAGUUCAAGUUCUUUGAUGUUACCCCACUCGGACAGUUAAUGAACCGGUUCAGCAAAGAUCUCGAGGCCAUCGACCAGGAGGUUGCCCCUGUUGCCAUUGGUGUUAUGAGUUGUGCUAUGGGCAUACUAAUCACCGUGGUACUUAUUGCAGCUAUAACCCCUGGAUUUCUUGUCGCUGGCGUUUUCAUUACCGGUCUAUAUAUCCUGGUCGGCAUGUUCUAUCUUCGAGCGUCCAGAGAUCUCAAGCGACUCGAGUCAGUAAACAGGAGUCCCCUGUUCCAACAAUUUGGCGAGACGCUCUCUGGCGUUACCACUAUUCGUGCCUAUGGCGAUGAGCGACGGUUUAUCCGGGAGAACCUAACCAGGAUCAACACGCAGGCUCGUCCGUUCAUCUAUCUCUGGGCUGCUAAUAGGUGGCUCGCGUUUCGAACGGACCUUCUGGGUGAUUUUGUAGCAUUUUUCGCUGGUGUCUUUGUCAUUUUAAGCUUAGGAACGAUUGAUGCCGGUUCUGCGGGUGUAUCCCUGAGCUACGCUAUUGGAUUCUCCGAGAAUAUCCUAUGGCUGGUACGAUUAUACGCGAUGAACGAACAGAAUAUGAACUCUGUCGAACGUGUUAAAGAGUACCUCGAUGUAGAACAGGAAGCUGCCCCAAUUAACGAAAAGAACCGCCCUGCCCCGGAUUGGCCUGCACAUGGGGGUGUUGAAUUCAUUAAUUAUUCUACGAGAUACCGCAAGGAACUGGACCCCGUUUUGAAGAAUGUUAGUUUCAAGAUUGAACCGCGCGAAAAGGUUGGCAUCGUGGGACGAACUGGUGCUGGAAAGAGUUCUCUCACCUUAGCAAUUUUCCGUGCUCUAGAAGCAGAGGGUGGUAAAAUUUUGAUCGACGAUAUUGAUAUUGCUUCGAUUGGCCUACAAGAUCUUCGAGAAGCUAUUACUAUCGUUCCUCAGGAUCCGACUCUUUUCACCGGAACCAUCCGAACCAAUCUUGAUCCUUUUGACCUUUAUACUAACGAGGAAAUAUUUGCUGCUCUCAAGAAAGUUCAGCUUAUUGGCCCGAACGAAACACUCCCGUCAACUACCCGCUCCCUUUUAUCUUCGGCGGAGAACAGCGAGGUUCAGGACUCCCAGGAGCCGACUAGCCCCUCUUCACCCACCACGAACAAGAACAUUUUCCUUGAUCUGUCCUCCCCCGUUGCGGAGUCGGGCUCGAACCUCUCCCAGGGCCAGAGACAACUUCUCUGUCUAGCUCGUGCUAUGCUCAAGAACCCCAACGUAUUAGUGAUGGACGAGGCCACUGCAUCGAUCGAUUACGCUACGGACUCAAAGAUCCAGGAGACGAUUCGCGAUUUGAAGAGCACGAUCAUCACGAUCGCUCAUCGACUCGCUACGAUUGUUGAUUAUGAUAAAGUAUUGGUAUUGGACCACGGCACGGUUGUUGAAUAUGGCCACCCACAUGAACUUCUACAGAAUGAGAAUGGAAACUUCAGGAGCAUGUGCGAGAUGAGCGGGGACAUGGAUGUUCUAGCUAAGGCGGCUAAAAAAGCAUGGGAUGAUAAGAAGCUCGUGGAUGACGAGUAGGGAAUCAUCCGAGUACACUGAACUUGAAGUAACGAAUGGAUGGGAGGGAAUGGAUGUAUGAAGUGAGAAGUGAGACAUGCCUUGACGAUCAGGAUACACCGCACACACGGUGAAGCGCGUACAUCUUCCUAUGACACUCUAGGUGUGGUUGGCGUUGGCAGUAACCAAACUGUUCCGGGGCGAUUUGCCCUCUGAGAUGCACUUGUAUAUAUGGAUUAGAGGCGUUAAACUUGCCUGUUUAUAUGUAACGAAAUCGAUAUUGUUAUACGA